AUGUCUGACAGUAUUUUGCCCAGUACUUGCGGCAAGAUUUCUAAUUUAUCACAAGUAAACUCAUUGUAUUUAAACGGAUCUCAAGCUGAUAUUACCCUGCGAAAUGUGCAAACUACAAAAUCUACAGAUCAAUUUUCUAUUUCAUCUUCACCCUAUGCAAAAUCGCAAACAUAUAGAAUAGACCCACUUUUCAAUCCAUUAUCUUUUGGAAGUAAUUAUCCAACAACAUCUCUAUUCUCAUCUGCUCCGAGUACUUCUGAAACACAACUAGAAGAGAGUGUACAUCAGAAGAACACAGUACCUAGGACUGCUGUGAAACGCAAAAGAAGUGGGGAUGGACUUAUGUUCAUUGCAAUUAUUCAUAUCCUUCUUGCUUGUGGCUUAAUAGACGUAGGCAUUUUUAUGAGUGUUCGUUUUUCGCAUAUUAUUCGCAUUUGGCCUGAUAGUUACGCAAAGUUAACUAUAAGCGAUAUCGGAUGGUUUGAAAAUCAAGCAAGUUCAAAUUAUUAUUAA
This is a messenger RNA of Thelazia callipaeda (thelaziosis nematode), 513 nucleotides long. Lineage: Eukaryota; Metazoa; Nematoda; Chromadorea; Rhabditida; Thelaziidae. The record is from the annotation of a GenBank genome assembly.